GCGGGAAGUUCCACUGUGCGUGCGUUUGUGCCGUGUUAAAAGUGGUGCGUGUGCAUCAAGAGCCUCACUCUUGAUCUUUGUCUUGCUAUUCGACGACUUCUUCAUUCCAGAGUGUACAUGUGUGCGGCAUGAAAGCGUGUGUGCUGUGUUGGUGUGCGUGUUGCGUGUGGUGGACGGUGAGCGCUCAGCAGGCCGGAACGUACCUGGUAAGCGCCCCCACGGUUUUGCGCGUGGACGCGCUGGAGACGGUCCUGGUGCAGAUGUUUGGCUUCUCCGAGGAGGUCAGGGUCUACGUCUUCAUCAAGACCUCCAUGGCGCCAGACCACCAGGUUCUGUCCCGUCAGGCGGUGACCCUCAACACCCAGAACCAGCACCAGGCCAUCGCCUCAGUGAGGAUCUCGUCGGGGCAGCUGGACAAGGCUGUGGAUCAUGUGACCCUCCACGUCCAAUCGGUGCAGAUCAACCAGCACGUGUCGCUUCCCGUCAGCCGGAAAAACGGCUUUUUGUUCGUUCAGACCGACAAACCUCUGUACACACCCACUCAGAGCGUGAAGGUGCGUGCCUUUUCGCUAAACCAGGAGCUUCAUCCGGCCAAUCGCAGCGUCUUCCUCACCUUCAAGGAUCCCGAUCGUCAGACGGUGGACGUGCAGGAGCUGUUGGACCUGAACAACGGGAUCCCAUCCAUGCAGAACCCCUUUAAGAUCCCCAUCAGACCAAAGUUGGGAAUCUGGUCCAUCGAAGCGUCGUAUUCGGACCUCUUCAGCACCAGAGCCACCACGUAUUUUGAGAUCAGAGAAUACGUUCUUCCCAGUUUCUCCAUCGUGGUCCAGUCUGAAGUCAACUACAUUAGCUUUGGGAACUUUCAACGUUUCUGCUUCAAAGUGGAGGCCAGGUAUCUUCACGGCGGUCCGGUUUCUUUGGGCGAGCUCUUCCUGCGCUUCGGCUAUGUGAGCCAGAAGGAACGUCCGGUUAUCAUCCCAAACUCCGUGACCAGGGAGAGAUUGUCGCCAUCCGGUGAGGUGGACGUGUGCGUGAACAUGGAUGAGGUUUUGUCCAAACACGAUGGAGCCAAAGACCUUCACGCUCUCGUUGGGAAGUUCCUGUAUAUUGCUGUGCUGCUCCAGGAGGAAAACGGUGGUAUCAGCCAGGAGGCGGAAUUUUCAGCUGUGAAGUUUGUCAAAUCACCUUUCAGUCUGACUCUGGUGUCCACGCCCCCUUUCAUCAAACCCGGACUUCCUUACAACAUCCAGGUUCUGGUGAAGGACCACCUGGAGCAGCCGGUGAGCCAGGUUGCGGUGCGUGUGUCCGAGCAACGCGUGUGGAGUCGUGACGGAGAAGUGGACGUCAAAGUGUGCCCCGAGCACGGGCGCAGCCAAGCGGAAGGUCUGGCCAUCUUUGUUUGCAACACGCCCGCCACGGCCGCCAAGGUCUCGCUCACGUUGGAGACGUCGGAGCCGUCCCUACCUGCCGCCAGUCAGGCCCGUCUGGUUGUCACGGCGGCGGCGUACGAGUCUCCCAACCGCCGCUACCUUUACAUCGACCCACCGCUGUCCGGCCGGGACCUUCAGGUGGGCCGCUUGGCCAACAUCAAGGUGUACUCUUCUGCCCACGUGCCCGUCGACGCGCUCAGCUUCCUGGUGCUGUCCAAAGGCAAGACGGUCCAUUUCGGCAGCCGCGCCUCGGUCGCCGGCAACGACUACCAGCAAACGCUCAGCUUCCCGGUGACGGACGCCAUGGUUCCGUCCGUCCGCCUGCUGGUUUACUACAUCCUGCACAGCGGCGGGGGCGCGUCCGAGCUGGUGGCCGACUCGGUCUGGCUCAAAGUCGGCGGCGUCUGCGUCGGCGGACUUCGGACCGAACUGUCCUCGAGGAAGCAGGACUACAGGCCAAAGGAAGACCUGCAGCUGGACGUCCGCACCAAUCGGGAGGGGCUGGUGGCGUUCUCCGCUGUGGACUCCGCCCUCUAUCACCUGUACCCCAACUAUAGAGACCCCGUUUCCACGGUGCUGCGUCACAUCGAGCAAAGCGACCGAGGCUGCGGAGGGGGCGGCGGCAAAGACGCGUCCGACGUCUUCCGCUUGGCCGGCCUCACCUUCAUCACCAAUGCCGACGCCAAGCCGACACCCGGGGGUGCGGCGUGCACGGCUGCCGUGCGGAGCAAACGAACGCUGACGGAAGAGAUGAAGCGCGACAAAGCGGCUUCUUUCGGAGCGCUGAAGCCCUGCUGCCAGGCCGGCAUGAAGUACAUCCCCAAGAGCGUGACCUGCCAGCAUUUUGCCCAGCAGAGCAUCCGCCGGACGCCGCAUCACGCUUCCUGUCGCCUGGUCUUCACAAAGUGCUGCGAGUUUGUCCAGCAGCACCUGGACCGAGAGCAGAGGCUGAUCCUGGGCCGCCACGACAUGGGGGCCGACUUUGACGCGGCGCCCUCUCUGGUCAGGAGUUUCUUCCCCGAGAGCUGGCUGUGGGAGGUCCAGCCCAGCAGAGGAGGCCAGAUGUCCGUCACCCGGGCACUUCCCGACUCGCUGAGCACGUGGCACUUGAAGGCUGUGGGGAUGUUCGGCGACGGCAUCUGCGUGUCGGAGCCGCUGCGGGUGUCGGCGCAGCUGCCGCUCAGCGUGGACGUGCCGCUCCCUUACCAGGCGGUCCGCGGCGAGCAGCUGGAGCUGAGCGGCUCCGUGUACAACCGGCGGGCGGAGAGCGUCACGUUCUGCGUCACGCUGACGGUUGGGCCGCAGGUGUGCCUGCUCCGGUCCCAGCCGGCUGCCGGCGGGGCGGGGCUUCGCUCCACCGUCUGCCAGUGGAGCCCGCUGCCGGCCAAGGCCGUGACCAAGGUGUCGUUCACCGUCAUGGGGCUGGAGGCCGGAGAACACACGUUGACCUUCGCCCUGGAGACCCAGAACCAGGGAACCCAGGAUGUGCUGGAGAAGAAACUGCGAGUGGUGCCCGAGGGGGUGAAGAUGGAAGAUUAUUCCGGCGGCGUUUUGGACCCGCAGGGGCUUUACGGUUCCGAGAAGACGACGGUGGUGCUAAAGAACCUGCCGCCGGCCAACACGGUUCCCAACACGGCUGUGGAAAGAUCUCUGAGCAUCAACGGUGAACUUCUGGGAGAUGUCUUGGCGGUGGUCCUGGACCCCGAAGGCCUCCGACAGCUGAUCAACCUUCCCGGUGGCUCGCUGGAGGCCGAGCUGGGCAGGGUUCUCCCCGUGGCCCUGACGUACCAGUACUUGGAAACCACCGGCAGCUGGCUUAGCCUGGGCGGAGACAUCCGGAAGAACUCGGCUCACCUGAGACAGAGAAUCAAAGAAGGACUGGUCAGCAUCUCUUCGUUCCGGCACCGAGAUGCCAGUUACGGCAUGUGGACCAAGAGGGAAGCCAGCACCUGGCUAACGGCGGCGGCGGUUCGGACCUUGGCCUCCGUGGACCCCGUGCUCCGGGUAGACCGCCAAGCUCUGUCCGAAUCGGUGUCCUGGCUGAUCCGCAACGCUCAGAACCCGGACGGCUCCUUCUCAGACGCGUCGGCCUACAGAGCCAACAAAUUCAUGGCGGAGGGUGCGGAGCCGGUGGAGCGCUCGCUCUACCUGACGUCACUGGUCCUCAUAGCGCUAUGUCGGGCGAGCGCCAUCCAGGAGCGCGUCCUGCAACUCAAGUUCCACGACGACAGCAUGCACUCCGCCGCCGGCUACAUUUCCCGCCACGCCGUGACGGUCAAGAGCGUGUACGUGCGGGCGCUGGCCACCUACGCCCUGACGCUUCACGACCCCAACGGCGCCGCCGGCGUCACACUCUUCAACAGCCUGGAGACGCUGGCCAGGCAGAAAGGACAUCCGGUUGUGCUCAGGUACUGGCAGGAGUCCGGCACCGCAUCGGAGUGGCUCAGACCCGACCGAGCCAGUGGCCUGACGGUGGAGACGACAGCCUACGGGCUGCUCAGCGCGCUGCUGAAGGGCCGGAUUCCGUACGCCAACCCCAUCGUGUCCUGGCUGACCCAGGAUCAGCACUACGGGGAGGGAUUCUACUCACUGCAGGACACGGUCUUGACUCUGGAGGCUUUGACCGAGUACAGCCGGGUGGUCCCUCGCGCCGUCCUCGAUCAGGACAUCCACGUCCGCUACGGACGAACGGGAACGCUGACUCGGGUCCACCUCAGCCCUGGGCGGCCGGUGGCUACACCCAUCCAGGUGUCGGGGAACGACGACAUCAUCGUUUCCACGGGAUUCGGGAGGGGCGUGUCCAGCGUCAAGAUGAAGACGGCCUACUACCAGAUGACGGCGCCCUCUCGCAACUGCAACUUUGAGCUGAGCGUCGAAAUUGUCGGCGUGGAUGACGGCUCAAGCUUGCGUGAACCUCACCUGUCCGCAUGUGCCAAGUACAAGCCUCCUCCUAACGAGCUGGUGACUGAGUCGGCCAUGACGGUGAUGAAGAUCCAGCUGCCGACCGGCGUGGAGGCGUACCUGGAGGACCUGAGACAGUUCCGAGACGCCCUGGAGCCCGUCGUCUCGCACUACGAGCUUCAGGGCAACACGGUGGUCAUCCAGAUGGACUCGGUUCCGUCCGAUGUCUUUCUGUGCGUGGGCUUUCGGAUCCGCGCUGGCUUUGUGGUGGGCGGAGCCGGCGACUCCCUGCUGACUGUUUCUGAGCCCCAGGACAAAGGAAGUUUGUGUAGCAAAAGCUUCUCCUACAAGGAGCAGAAGCUGCAGCGCCUCUGUGUGGCUGACCAGUGCCAGUGCAUGACAGCUGCUUGCGCGACCUACCGAGCCAAGCCCGACCCGACGUUGACUGCCGCCCAACGCCUCCAAGAAACGUGUCAGCCUCACAUCAAAUAUGCUUACAAGCUGCAAGUCAAGUCUUCGCAAACAGACGGAGACUUUGUGAUCAUCACAGCCAGCGUGCGCGAAGUCCUCAAGAACGCCGACGCAGGGUUCGAGGCGUUGGGAUCUGGCUCGGAGGUGGAGCUCAUCAAAAAGGUCACGUGCAACCUGGUCCAGGUGGAGCUGGACCAGCAGUACCUGCUGAUGGGAUCUAGUGGGUCCGAGCUGCGGGCGGGCCGCGUGUCCAGGUUUCGCCUGCCCCUGGACACAGACGCCAUCCUGGAACCCUGGCCCGUCCGAUGUGAAGAUCCGGCCUGCUCGGCGCACACAGCCAGCAUGGACGAGUACGCUCUGGACCUCCAGCUCUUCAGCUGUCCUAAGGCCUGACGGCAUCCCGCGAUGUCAGCGGCGCUAUCGUGACAUAACAAUUGCUGGACCGACACCAUGAAAUGAAUUUGAUAUUGUGACAUUUGA
Messenger RNA from Syngnathus acus (greater pipefish), 5282 nucleotides. RefSeq names its product complement component 5 (gene c5). Gene Ontology annotation, cellular component: extracellular region. The record is from RefSeq and is a predicted model, not a curated record. Gene Ontology annotation, molecular function: endopeptidase inhibitor activity; protein binding. Lineage: Eukaryota; Metazoa; Chordata; Actinopteri; Syngnathiformes; Syngnathidae. Bases 129 to 5195 code for a protein of 1688 amino acids. The transcript is spliced from 42 exons.